Vigna unguiculata (cowpea) is the source of this 1110-nucleotide messenger RNA. RefSeq lists its product as uncharacterized. The record is from RefSeq and is a predicted model, not a curated record. Lineage: Eukaryota; Viridiplantae; Streptophyta; Magnoliopsida; Fabales; Fabaceae.
UAUGUCAUAUUUUUUAAUUUUCAUUGAAUGGGGCAAAAGCAAAACGUUGAUGAAACUCACACCAGUUGCUUUGAUUUCCUUUCGUUUCCGUCUCUACCAAAAGUGUUUACUUUGAAAGAGAAAUUGAAACAUUAUUUUUCUUCUGUAUUUGGUGAAUCUCCCAAGUCCUCCACCAACCAUACUCAGGCCGGGUCCUAUUCUAAAAAGGGUACAUCUUUGUGUUCAUAUUGGUCAAAAAAAUUUGCUUCGGUUGGCUUGAAUGGAUCCAAGAAAAGAAAUCAAAAUCCAAUUUCAAUUGGAAGUAACUGUGAAAAUUUGGACAAGAAUGGUGAUAUCUUGGACAAGUAUGGUGAUUCUAGUCCCAUGAGUAAGAGCAAGGAUUUACUGAAUGAUAAAAGUGAUGACAAAGAUGAACAGCAUUCUCCAACAACUCCCAAUAAGCCUCUUCCCAAUUUCACUGAUCAUUCUACUUUCAUUUCUCCUGAGUUGAAUGAUUUUUUUGAGUCCUGCCUCCCUAAUAUAACAAAAGGAUGUCAAAGGGUCCUACUUUACAGUUCCAUGAAACAUGGCAUAUCACUUCGUACACUUCUUCGCAACAGUGCCAAACUGUCUGGUCCUGGUUUGCUGAUUGUUGGAGAUACACAAGGGGCUGUGUUUGGUGGACUCGUAUUUUGCCCCUUGAAACCUACUUUCAAGAGGAGAUAUCAAGGGACAAGCCAAACUUUUGUAUUUACAACUGUAUAUGGUCAACCAAGGCUUUUUCGACCUACCGGUGUGAACAGGUACUAUUACUUAUGUUUGAAUGAUUUGGUUGCACUUGGUGGUGGUGGAAGUUCUGCUUUAUGCUUAGAUGAAGAUUUGUUAACUGGAACCAGUGCACCGUGUGAUACAUUUGGAAACAUGUGUUUGGCUCACACCUCAGAAUUUGAAUUGAAGAAUGUUGAGUUAUGGGGUUUCACAUAUACUUCUCCUUACCUUAAUCGACGUUAAGAUGAGCACAAUAAACAAAUUCAACUAUCUCUCCUUGGACAGUGAGAUGUUAAACAACAUAUUGUAAUCACAUGUUAUCGUUUUUCGUUGCUUAAUGUAUGAGACUUAUGCUGAAUGUCA